Molecule: messenger RNA, 573 nt
Organism: Ailuropoda melanoleuca (giant panda)
Lineage: Eukaryota; Metazoa; Chordata; Mammalia; Carnivora; Ursidae
Product: myosin light chain 3, skeletal muscle isoform-like
Exons: 1
Coding region: 1-573 (190 amino acids)
Cellular component (GO): myosin II complex; contractile muscle fiber
Molecular function (GO): calcium ion binding
Source: RefSeq, a predicted model, not a curated record
AUGGCACCCAAGAAGGACGUCAAGAAGGCCGAGCCCAAGGCCGCCGCACCUGCCGCCGCCGCCCCGGCCCCCGAGCCCGUCAAGCCAAAGGAGCCCGCCUUCGACCCAGCCAGCAUCAAGAUCGAGUUCAGCCAGGAGCAGCAGGAUGACUUCAAAGAGGCCUUCCUCCUCUUCGACAGGACAGGAGACAGCAAGAUCGCCUACAACCAGGCAGCGGACAUCAUGCGCGCCCUGGGACAGAACCCCACCAACGCCGAGGUCAACAAGAUCCUGGGCAACCCCAGCAACGAGGAGAUGAACGCCAAGAAGAUGGCUUUCGAGGAAUUCCUGCCCAUGCUCCAGGCCGUCGCCAACAACAAGAACCAGGGCACCUUUGAGGACUUCGUUGAGGGUCUUCGCGUCUUCGACAAGGAGGGCAACGGCACCGUGAUGGGCGCUGAGCUUCGCCACGUGCUGGCCACACUAGGUGAGAAGAUGAAGGAGGAGGAAGUAGAAGCCCUGCUGGCAGGCCAGGAAGACUCCAACGGCUGCAUCAACUACGAGGCUUUCGUCAAACACAUCAUGUCUGUUUAA